CUACAAAGGCUGAAUUCAAGUAUUGUACAAGAAUCUUCCGUUCAAAGACAGAAUAAGAAAGAUAUAAUUUAGUACAUUUAAGACCUACCUAUUUAUAACAUCGUAGAUUUGUUCACUUUUGCAGCAAUCACAGUUCACAGUGUCAAAACAAUGGCAAAAGUGGGAAGAAUGAAGUUAGGAUCACAAGGUUUGGAAGUUUCCUUACAAGGACUUGGUUGCAUGGGCAUGUCUGCUUUUUAUGGUCCUCCUAAACCUGAAUCUGACAUGUUUGCUCUCAUCAACCAUGCCAUAGAAUCUGGUAUCACUUUUCUUGAUACUUCUGAUAUCUAUGGUCCUCACACCAAUGAACUCCUUCUUGGAAAGGCUUUGAAGGGGGUGAGAGAGAAGGUUGAAUUGGCUACUAAAUUUGGAAUAAGAGCUUCUGAAGGGAAAUUUGAGAUCUGUGGUGAUCCAGCUUAUGUCAGAGAAGCUUGUGAGGCUAGCUUGAAGAGACUUGAUAUUGAUUGUAUUGAUCUCUAUUAUCAGCAUCGGAUUGAUACUCGUCUUCCGAUUGAAGUCACGAUUGGGGAGCUUAAGAAACUUGUUGAAGAGGGAAAAAUAAAAUACAUUGGUUUGUCGGAGGCCUCAGCUUCAACAAUCAGAAGAGCACAUGCAGUUCAUCCGAUAACAGCUGUGCAGCUAGAGUGGUCACUAUGGUCAAGAGAUGUUGAGGAAGAAAUAAUUCCAACUUGCAGGGAACUUGGUAUUGGAAUUGUUGCGUAUAGUCCUCUUGGGCGAGGAUUCUUUUCGUCAGGAACAAAGUUACUUGAUAACUUGCAACAGGAUGACUACAGGAAGCAUUUGCCUCGAUUUCAACCUGAAAAUUUGCAGCAGAAUCAGACUAUAUUUGAUAAGGUUAAUGAACUGGCUGCAAAGAAAGGAUGUACUCCAUCUCAGCUUGCACUAGCUUGGCUUCAUCACCAAGGAAAUGACGUGUGUCCAAUACCUGGAACCACCAAAAUUGAGAACUUGAAUCAAAACAUUGGAGCUUUAUCAGUGAAACUAACAUCAGAAGAGAUAGCAGAAAUUGAGUCCUUAGCAGAUUCUGUUAAGGGUGGUAGAUAUGGGAAUGAAAUAAGUACAUGGAAGAAUUCUGAUACUCCACCACUCUCUUCUUGGAAUGCUGGGAAAAUAAAAUACAUCGGUUUGUCUGAGGCCUCGCCUUCAACAAUCAGAAGAGCACAUGCAGUUCAUCCAAUAACAGCUGUGCAGUUGGAGUGGUCACUAUGGUCAAGAGAUGUCGAGGAAGAAGUAAUUCCAACUUGCAGGGAACUUGGUAUUGGAAUUGUUGCAUAUUGCCCUCUUGGGCGAGGAUUCUUUUCAUCUGGAACAAAGUUGUUUGAGAAUUUGCAACGAGAUGAUUUCCUGAAGUACUUGCCUAGAUUUCAACCUGAAAACCUACAACACAAUCAGACUAUAUUUGAGAAAGUUAAUGAACUAGCUGCAAAGAAAGGAUGCACUUCAUCUGAACUUGCAUUGGCCUGGCUUCAUCACCAAGGAAACGACGUGUGUCCGAUACCUGGAACCACCAAAAUUGAGAACUUGAAUCAAAACAUUGGGGCUUUGUCUAUUAAAUUAACACAAGAAGAAAUGGCAGAAAUUGAGUCCUUAGCAGAUAUUGUUAAAGGUGUUAGAUAUGGGGAGGGUAUAAGAACAUGGAAGGGUUCUGAUACUCCACUACUCUCUUCUUGGAAAGGUGUAUAAUGAAGUGCUUUUCUUUGCUUCAUGCUCCUGCUGUUUCCUUAA
This is a messenger RNA of Trifolium pratense (red clover), 1785 nucleotides long. Its product is annotated as probable aldo-keto reductase 2. The transcript has 8 exons. Gene Ontology annotation, cellular component: cytoplasm. The record is from RefSeq and is a predicted model, not a curated record. NCBI's taxonomy places the organism in Eukaryota, Viridiplantae, Streptophyta, Magnoliopsida, Fabales, Fabaceae. Bases 151 to 1743 code for a protein of 530 amino acids.